AGAAUGUUGAGGUUAGGCUUUAUAAUUUUCGCGGCAUUUUAUGUGGCCACCUGUUUGCCCAUAGAUAAUAAUCAAAGCAUCCUAAUUAACCGCUUGCAGCGAUCUGCUGAAGAUUGUGGUCCGAACGGACACCCUCACCCACCAUUCUGGCCACCACCACCUCCGUUCUGGCCACCAGGACCUCCUCCACCCUGGCAUCAUAGAUUUGGAAACAAUUGGGGACCUGGACCGCAGAAUUUCCCACAUUCUCAGGACAUAAGACAAGAUAAUGAAGAUGAUUUUGGCAAAUUACCAUGUGAUAAUUGCAAUAGUAAUGCCGCCAUAAAUGCGCAAAAUAGAAAUGACUACGAAGAUAAUAAUAUAGACGCAAGACAUUUACACAAGAAAAGACGUUGUCACUUCGGAUCCUGCGGAGGAGGCUUUGGCAAUUACGGAGGUUUUGGAGGCCAUCAAGGUUACGGGGGCUAUGGGGGUUACCAAGGCUACCAGGGCUACCAAGGAGGCUAUCAAGGCAACCAAUACCCAUACCCGCCUAUCAAUAUAGGUAUUAGUCAAUCUCAAUCUUCAGCGUCUGGUGGUUACGGUGGUUAUAACCCUAAUUACAAUCAGUACAAUGGAUACCAAGGCUAUCCAAACCACGGAUAUAACAGACCAUAUAGGCCCUUCUUCGGGAGCGGCUAUGGUCCAUCCAAUAAUCAAUACAAUGGAAACUAUUACUUGGCAAAUACUGGAAAUGGUUAUGGUUUAACAGGAUUCGGAGGCGGAUUUGGAGGCGGUUAUGAUGAACAGUAUGAUGGUGAUGAACAUUAUGAAAGAUCUGCAAGUCAUCCUGGAAUCUAUUUAAGACAAGCUCAGCCUCCUAGUAUAGCGUUCGGUUUCGGCAGUGGCUUCAGCAGCGACAUUGGUGGCAUCAAACAUACAAGCAGCUAUGGAAAUUCAUUCCAAACUGGAAACGCUCAAGCUUACGGCGGUGGUUUUGGAUCAGCUGAUGGGAACACCUACGCUCGCGGUGUAGGAUACGCUCAAACAUACCCUCAAUCAAACUGGAAACCCCAAUAUCAAUAUAGACACACAGUACCUCAAGAUUUCCAGCAAGCAUCCGCCGCUACAUUCAACUCAGGAGGAAGGUCGUAUAACUCUGCUUCCGCUCAAAGCUUCGGCAAUAUUGGAUCAGCUGUUUCCUCUGCUCAAUCUAUCGACGGGAUGGGUUCAGCUGUAAGUGCUGUACAGAAUAACGGACAGUCGCAAACGGCAAUUUCUUCCGUGAACAGUCUUGGACGCAACGGCUAUGACUCCACCAUUGCUACUACAAAUAGUAACGGUCAUGGCUAUGGUACAGCUAUUUCUAGAGGUGAUAACUUAGGAGGAUACCAAUCUGCCAUUUCCUCAACACAAGGGUACGGAAAUCAGGGACAAUUUGCUGUAGCUCAGAACGUUGGUGGAUACAGAACAAGCAAUGCUUACAAUGUUAACCAAGGUUCAGUUCAAAACAGUGUAGCCAUAAACGGGCCAGGCAUUCAAGUAGCACAGACAUAUUCUAAUAAUAACGGUUAUUAUUAA
This is a messenger RNA of Colias croceus (clouded yellow), 1560 nucleotides long. Its product is annotated as prisilkin-39-like. The transcript has 4 exons. The record is from RefSeq and is a predicted model, not a curated record. Lineage: Eukaryota; Metazoa; Arthropoda; Insecta; Lepidoptera; Pieridae. Bases 4 to 1560 code for a protein of 518 amino acids.